Messenger RNA from Olea europaea var. sylvestris, 690 nucleotides. RefSeq names its product arogenate dehydratase/prephenate dehydratase 2, chloroplastic-like. The record is from RefSeq and is a predicted model, not a curated record. Gene Ontology annotation, biological process: L-phenylalanine biosynthetic process. Gene Ontology annotation, cellular component: cytoplasm; chloroplast. The transcript is spliced from 3 exons. The coding region runs from base 111 to 539 and encodes 142 amino acids. Lineage: Eukaryota; Viridiplantae; Streptophyta; Magnoliopsida; Lamiales; Oleaceae. Gene Ontology annotation, molecular function: prephenate dehydratase activity; arogenate dehydratase activity.
AAUUAAUCGGUGUUCCAGCUCACGGUAAUUAGUUGACUGCAUCGACCUUUAUCAUCUUCAAAAGAAUCAAAGCCUCCUGCGCGAUCUCUCUCUCAUGUACCAUUUCAAUAAUGACGGUCACAACUUUGCGAUCCCCACUACCAUCUCUGUAUUCAGAUACCAAAAUCCAUAAUCGAAAGUCUGUCACCGCCACACAAUUCUACCAACGACGCCUUAAAAUCCCUCUUCACGCCUGUUACAGCAACACCAAUAGCAAAAAUAAUAAAAAGUUCCAAGCAAUUGACUUGCAGGAGCUCAUUCAAGACUCCACUUGCGAAUUUGAUUCCAAAGAUUCUACCGCUUCACUUCCGAGGCCUUUAACAUCUGACCAAUUGUCUAAUUUGACGUCUGAAGGGUCUCGUCUCCGUGUUGCUUACCAGGGGGUUCGAGGUGCAUAUAGCGAGUUUGCAGCAGAAAAGGCAUACCCAAACUGUGAACCAGUUCCAUGUGAACAGUUUGAUACAGCAUUUGAGGUGAGUUGUGGAACACUGCCUGUCUAGAUUAAAGUACCGAUACAUGAUAAUUUCUCGAUAGAAAUGUAGCCUCUCUUAUGCUGUUUAUGUACUCGACAUCAUUGCUAAAUUGGAUAGUCUUCGGUUCUAUCAUUGCAUUUUGAUAAAGUUUAUGUUCAAUUUGGUAUUUUUCUUAUUA